Ylistrum balloti is the source of this 2167-nucleotide messenger RNA. RefSeq names its product phosphoenolpyruvate carboxykinase, cytosolic [GTP]-like. Gene Ontology annotation, cellular component: cytosol; mitochondrion. Bases 18 to 1994 code for a protein of 658 amino acids. Gene Ontology annotation, molecular function: phosphoenolpyruvate carboxykinase (GTP) activity; manganese ion binding; GTP binding. Gene Ontology annotation, biological process: cellular response to insulin stimulus; hepatocyte differentiation; gluconeogenesis. The record is from RefSeq and is a predicted model, not a curated record. NCBI's taxonomy places the organism in Eukaryota, Metazoa, Mollusca, Bivalvia, Pectinida, Pectinidae. The transcript is spliced from 10 exons.
GAGAAUACUCAGUGACAAUGGUGAAGACAGGAAUAGAGAAAUCUUCAACGACUAGUCCUAGCAAGGGCGAAGAAAGUGUGAAGUUUGCAUCACGGCUUAUAAAGCAUACCACAUCCAUUCCCCAAACCAGGAAUGGCUCUCACUCUGUUCCAAACAUCCUCUACGGAAAGUGGAAUAAUCUACCCAAGAAAGUCCAAGCCUACGUGGACCAUAAUGUGCGACUAUGCCAGCCUUCUUCAAUCCACAUCUGUGACGGAUCGGAUAGUGAGAACAACCUUCUCCUGUACCUCCUCCAGAGGGAUGGUAUGAUCAAACCACUCCACAAGAUGGAAAAUUGUUGGCUAGCAAGGACUGAUCCUGCUGAUGUUGCUCGCGUAGAGAAGCUGACGUUCAUGUCAACAGAAAAUGAGCGUGACACAAUUCCAGUCCGUAAGGAAGGGAUUUCCGGUACAUUGGGAAACUGGAUUAGUCCGAAUGACCUAGAAGAGGAAAUGGAGGAAAGGUUCCCUGGUUGUAUGAGUGGAAGGACCAUGUAUGUGAUCCCAUUCAGUAUGGGGCCGAUUGGCUCACCUCUCUCCAAGAUUGGCAUAGAGUUGACAGACUCAGCAUAUGUUGUGGCUAGCAUGAGGAUCAUGACUCGUAUGGGUGCCAAGGUGCUACAGACGCUGGGUGACGACGACUUUGUCAAGUGUCUGCAUUCAGUAGGCAGGCCUCUCCCCAUUUCAGAGCCUUUAAAAAACAACUGGCCUUGUGACCCUAAGAAAACCAUUAUUGCUCACUUACCAGCCAAGAAUGAGAUCUGUUCUUUUGGCAGCGGAUAUGGUGGAAAUUCACUCCUGGGCAAAAAAUGUUUUGCUUUACGUCUUGGCUCUAUACUUGCCAAAAGAGAAGGCUGGCUUGCUGAACAUAUGUUGAUCCUUGGGAUUGAGAACCCUAAGGGAGAGAAGAAAUAUAUCGCUGCAGCAUUCCCGAGUGCCUGUGGUAAAACCAACCUCGCUAUGAUGAAUCCCUCCCUCCCAGGUUACAAAAUCACAUGUGUUGGUGAUGAUAUAGCAUGGAUGAGGUUCGACAAAGAUGGCCGCCUUAGAGCUAUUAAUCCAGAGGCAGGAUUCUUCGGUGUGGCACCAGGAACCUCAAUGAAAACAAACCCAAAUGCCAUGGAGACAAUCCAAAGCAAUACUGUGUUUACAAAUGUAGCAGAGACUUCUGAUGGUGGUGUAUUCUGGGAAGGUAUGGAAAAUGAAACAGACGAUGGAACUUCUGUUACCUCAUGGCUCAAUGUGAAGGAUUGGACACCAAUGGAUGGAGGAAAUGCUGCUCACCCUAACUCCAGGUUCUGUACACCUGCUGCCCAGUGCCCUAUCAUGGACCCUGCCUGGGAGAGCCCUGAGGGAGUCCCUAUUGAUGCCAUCAUAUUUGGAGGAAGACGUCCUGAGGGUGUACCACUUGUGUAUGAAGCAUUGAGUUGGCAGCAUGGUGUGUACAUUGGUGCCUCUAUGAGGUCAGAGGCUACAGCUGCUGCAGAGCAUAAAAGCAAAGUCAUAAUGCACGAUCCCUUUGCCAUGCGGCCAUUCUUUGGAUACAACUUUGGUCACUAUCUGCAGCACUGGUUAAGUUUCCAGGAAAAACCUGGCCUCCAACUGCCAAAAAUCUACCAUGUCAACUGGUUCAGGAAGAACAAAGAGGGCAAGUUUAUCUGGCCGGGAUUCGGGGAAAAUGCACGAGUGUUGGACUGGAUCUUCCGUCGUAUUGAUGGAGAGGACUGUGCCAAGAUGUCUGCUGUAGGUUACAUCCCAAAAGAGGGGUCAAUUAAUAUGGAAGGUUUGAAUGAAAAAGUAGAUAUGGAGGAAUUAUUUCACCUUCCAAAGGACAGCUGGCUGCAGGAAGUUGUGGAUGUUAAGAAAUACUUUGACGAGCAAGUACACGAAGACCUUCCUGCAGAAAUCACAACAGAACUACAGAGUCUAGAAAAGCGAGUGAAAUCUAUGUUGUAAAGGCUGUCUUCAUUUAGGUCUUGUUACACAAUAUUUUUACAAAUCAAUAUGCUGUGGUUUAUAGUACUCUGGACUUUUGUAUUGAAGUCUAUAAACUACGAAGCAAAACAGUGGCCUACUUAGUGUUACUGUAUCAUGGUGUCAUUAUAAUGUGGAGUGUGGUUGAUGACUAA